Molecule: messenger RNA, 2867 nt
Organism: Myodes glareolus (Bank vole)
Lineage: Eukaryota; Metazoa; Chordata; Mammalia; Rodentia; Cricetidae
Source: RefSeq, a predicted model, not a curated record
UAAAUCUCGGCUCAGCUCCUUUGCACAGCCUGUUAUUGGGGGUUUUUCCUAGUAGAAAAAGUAAUAUGCACUUAUUGUAGAAAACCUUAAAAAUAUAGGCAAUGUGGAGGAUGGAAUAAGGGUCAUGACCUGCCAGAUGGGCAGAGCCGCCAAUAAUGAAUGGAUGUGUCUGCAAUAUAUUCCUCUGAGUGUUUUCUCGGUCCCCAUGAAUAAUCCCAGAAUUGGACCUGUGGCUGUGGUUCCUGAUCUAGAUUCUUCCAUUGCUGUUGGACUGAGAAUAAGAAGUCUGUAUGGGGAGUGGGAACUAGUCUCUGGAGUCAUGUGUGCGCUGAGCACAUGUCUCUUCUCCCACUCUCCCACUGUCCGGUUCUAACUCAUCAAAGCUUAGCCCAUACCACCCCGUGAGUGCCAAGGCUGCCCUGGGCUAAGCUGUCAUCCAUCCUGGAAGCUCAUCAGGAUAGGUCCAGCCUGUCUCCCCUGGUAAGGGGGUGGGGGUCAUGUAGGAACUUCCGAGCCUCAGACAGACUGCUACCGUGAGGGAAGUCCCUAGCGCUACCUAUGCUUCUGUUCUCUGCAGCUUCUGGCAGUUACAUGCACAGCCAUUCCAGCCGCAGGAUGCCCUACGCCUGUAGCCCUGCUGAGGACUGGCGCCCACCCUUGGACAUCAGCUCUGAUGGCGAUGUGGAUGUCACAGUGCUCAGGGAGUUGUACCCAGAUUCCCCACCAGGCUAUGAGGAGUGCGUGGGACCAGGGGCCACUCAGCUGUACAUCCCCACGGAUGCACCGCCACCUUACUCGUUGACCGGCUCCUGCCCCGUGCUGAAUGGCGUCCUGGACUCAGGCAGCAGGCACAGCCAACAUCAGCAGGAGCAGAGGACCCAGGGCCAGAGUGGCCUCCACACUGUCUCCAUGGACACGCUGCCACCUUACGAAGCUGUGUGUGGAGCAGGCUCCCCAUCUGACCUGCUGCCGCUGCCAGGACCAGAACCACAGCCAGCUAACUCCCAGGGCUCAACCACCCCAACCCAGGCUCCAACUGCCAGUCCUGAGAGGAUUGUGUGAGUGACCCAGCCCAUAAGUCCCACUGGUCCUUCAAGGCUACCCUGUCUCCUCCGGGCACACAGGUGCACAUACAACUCGCGCACAUGCAUAUAUGACUACACACAUACACUGGCAUACCCUAAGUGCACACACGAACACAUACCACACACAUAGAGACACCUGUAUAGACACAGGUCCCACUACUACAAAACUUACCUGGGAAGAUUUUCUUUAGAGGAAGUGUCCCCUAUCUGGUGUCUCUCCCCCAACCCCAGCCUUGCACCUGGUGGUAGUGCCUCUCUGAACAGCGCUGGGCAGAGGUGAGGUAGGAAGCCCUACUUUCUUCUCUCUCCCCAGCUUCCUCUAGGCUGUGGCCACAAUCUGAUUCUCCUGCAGAAACUGCUUGGUCCACUUGCUGCCACAAGCCCUACACACCCUGGGGCGUGUCCCACUGGGAGCUCAGACAGGUCCCAGUGAGGCCCCUCUACGCACUGUGCCUAUCUUUCAACUCCAGGGCAGAAGAGCCACAAUGUCACCAUCCCGCCACUUACAGGGUGGAGAAACAGGUCUGGUGGCUUAGGCAUGACCUGGAGGUCCUCACAGCCCAUUGAGCCCCUUGCUGUUUCAAUGUCCUCAGCUUGGCGGUGCUAGUGGGUUAGCUCAGACACCCACCCCAAAGUACAGGGGGAGGACAGGCCCAUGGGCAUAUGUCAUGGAGGAGGGUCACGGUUCCUCCCAUGCCCAUACCAGGACUGGGAGUCCAAGGAAAACAAGGUAUGAGUAGUCUCAACACAGUGCUACCCGGACACUACUCUGGGGCACAGAAUGCCCAUUGCUCAGACAAUGCCCAGCCAGCCCUGGCAGCCUGAGCCUGAGAGCUUUUAAGCUGAUCUAAGAGUCAGUGCUGUCAUCCAGGGUGGCAACUCACUGCUGGGGACUGAGUUGACGAAUCCUGGCCUUAUCUCUCUGGGACAUAUGCAGAGACAAAAAUAAAAGGAAUAUGGACCCCAACCGGGGGGGGGGGGAACCACCAUGCCACUCUGAGAAGACUAGUGUCUGCUGCCAGCAUCCUGUCGCAGAAGGAGGUACGUGGAGACAGCUGGCUGGAGACAAUUUCAGAUCCUGGCCUGCGAACUCCAGCAAACUCCAUCAAAGACUAUAGAAGGUGACAGAGGUGAUCUUUGAAGACCCAGAUUGCCCAAGGUGAUGGCAAAGCAUCUUUGAGGAGUGUCCUGCUGCACUGCCGCUGGCAGGGAGCAAGACACCCUGCCUCCCCCACUCCCCACCUUUUGUCUGUCAUUCAUCCCGAAGCAGCAGACCCACCCCCAUUGACCCUCCUCCCACAUUUCAACUUCUCCAAAGAAGGGCUAAGAAAAUUCAGCAAUCCCUUUCUUAAGCAGAGGGUGACAAGGACGGCUAUCUUGAAUUCUAUUUUCUAUAGAAAUAGCAUUUAUUCUGAUGCAGAGCCGAAAGGGACCCACCCACCGUUUCUGUAGCAUCCUGUGAGCAGCCUGCUAGAGUCACAGUCUCCACCUGGGAGAGGGAACCGUGUUUACAAGCAGUUCUGCCCACCUUGCUGGUGUUCUGCUUUCUAGGCAGAAAUAUGUCUGUUGUGCUGUAUCGCCUUUCAGUUGCACCCCAGGGACGAGACGCUUUUUAGGAAAUGCCGUCUGUUUCUGUGGUUCUGGAAAGUGCUGGGGAGGGGAGAAAAACAUCCCUGCCUACUCAUCAUGUUGGAGGGAUCUACAGAACAGCUUUUCUCCUUCCUGGAUUAGGCUGAAUAAGCAGCAAUGUAUCUUUCCUGUGUUCAAAAUAAAUACAUCAUA